This is a messenger RNA of Pogona vitticeps (central bearded dragon), 1972 nucleotides long. RefSeq names its product ankyrin repeat domain 13B (gene ANKRD13B). Gene Ontology annotation, cellular component: cytoplasm. NCBI's taxonomy places the organism in Eukaryota, Metazoa, Chordata, Lepidosauria, Squamata, Agamidae. The record is from RefSeq and is a predicted model, not a curated record. Gene Ontology annotation, molecular function: protein binding.
UACCCGCUGCACGCCCUGGUCUGGCACAACCAGCCGCACGAGUUGGAGAAGGUCCUCGGCUCCAAGCAGGUGGACAUCGAACAGGUAGAUCCAAGAGGACGCACCCCUUUGCACCUGGCGACCACGCUGGGCCACCUGGAGUGCGCCCGGGUCCUGCUGAGGCACGGAGCGGAUGUAGCCAAAGAAAACCGGAGCGGCUGGACGGUCCUGCAGGAGGCGGUGAGCACCCGGGACUUAGAGCUGGUUCAACUGGUGCUGCGUUACCGUGACUACCAGCGGACCAUCAAGCGCCUGGCGGGCAUUCCCAUCCUGUUGGAGAAGCUGCGCAAGGCUCAAGAUUUCUAUGUGGAGAUGAAAUGGGAGUUUACAAGUUGGGUUCCCUUGGUCUCUAAGAUCUGCCCCAGCGACACGUACAAAGUGUGGAAGUGUGGGCAGAACCUGCGGGUGGACACGACGUUGCUGGGUUUCGACCACAUGACGUGGCAGCGUGGGAACCGCAGCUUCAUCUUCCGGGGGCAAGAUACCAGCGCCGUGGUGAUGGAAAUCGACCACGACCGCCGGGUGGUGUACUCCGAGACCUUGGCCCUGGCAGCCCACGACCGAGAGGGCAUUCUCGCCGCUCUGCAGCCCACGGAAGAGCAGGUGAUGGGCCGGCUCAUGGCCCCCGUGGUCACCACGCAACUGGACACGCGCAACAUUGCCUUUGAAAGGAACAAGACGGGCAUUUUGGGAUGGAAGAGCGAGAAGACCGAGGUGGUGAACGGGUACGAAGCCAAGGUUUAUGGGGCUUCCAAUGUGGAGCUUAUCACGCGGACACGAACGGAGCACCUAUCCGAGCAGCACAAGGGCAAAACCAAAGGUGGCAAAACUCCGCUGCAGUCAUUCUUGGGCAUUGCCGAACAACACGUGGGCCCCAAUAAUGGGGCGCUCAUCACCCAGACGUUCAGCCACGCCAACCCGACCGCCAUUACGCCGGAGGAGUAUUUCAACCCCAGCUUUGAGCUGGGCAGCCGGGACAUGGGGCGGCCGAUCGAGCUGACCACCAAGACCCAGAAGUUCAAAGCCAAGCUCUGGCUAUGCGAAGACCACCCGCUCUCCCUCGCCGAGCAGGUGGGGCCCAUCAUUGACCUGAUGGCCGUCAGCAACGCUCUCUUCGCCAAACUGAGGGACUUCAUCACUCUCCGCCUGCCCCCUGGCUUCCCCGUGAAGAUUGAAAUCCCCAUUUUCCACAUCCUCAACGCCCGCAUUACCUUCGGGAACCUGAACGGCUGCGAUGAAGCGGUGGUCUCUCUCCGCGGGACGGGCAGCCCCGGCAGUGACGCCCCGUCACCCGGCAGCGAUCGCUCGAGUAUCAGCAGCUCCAGUUCUCUUGGCUUGUGCCGGUGCUGUGAGAUGGAUCCGUCCCUCUUCGAGGCCCCGCGGGGUUACAGCGUCGUUGGAAGCCAUCCGGAGCCCCUGAGAGAAGAUGAUGACGACCUCCUGCAGUUUGCCAUUGAGCAGAGCUUGCUGGAAGCCGGGAGCGAAUAUGACCAGGUGACCAUUUGGGAAGCACUGACCAACAGCAAGCCUGGCACCCUCCCUGUCUCUCAGGAAGGACGUAGAGUCGAAAGGACCCCGCAGCACACACCACCGCCCCGGCCUGCCACCCCACAGCGAGGAGCGCCAGCCACCAGCCGGGCCCUGCCCAGCUACGCCGAGCAACUCCGCCUGGCCAUGGAGCUGUCGGCAAAAGAGCAAGAGGAAGCGGAGCGGCGUUCGCGCCAGGAGGAGGAGGAAUUUGAGCGAAUCCUGCACCUCUCGCUGACCGAACAAUAGGCCACUCGUGCACAAGAGCUCCCCCCCCCGGCCAGCCUCUGGGGGGGGAGUGUGACCAAGUGAAUGGACUGUGUCUUCCCCUGUGCCCCCAUGUCCCGCGGAAGAGCCAGGAAGGAUCCAGGACUGAGGGGUGACAAGGGGAGGGGAGGCUGAUACA